Paramecium primaurelia is the source of this 491-nucleotide messenger RNA. NCBI's taxonomy places the organism in Eukaryota, Ciliophora, Oligohymenophorea, Peniculida, Parameciidae. The record is from the annotation of a GenBank genome assembly.
AAUAUUAAUAGGUAUUUAAUGGCUACAACUAGAAAUUAAAAGCGCACAAAAACAUAUACUUAUGUCAGAAAUGUAGAUGAAAAUCAAAGGAGCUUAAGAACUUAAUCAAAACUGGAUAUUUUGGAAAGUGAUUAUUAUGAUUCACCAAACAAAUUGGCGGAAGAAGAACUUUCUGAUGCAUCUGCUAAUAGAAAGAAAAGCAAGAUGUUGAGAAUUGCUAAGAAGAAAUAAAAUAAUACAUUAAGAAAAAAUGUAAACUUAAAGAAGAUGCUAAAAAAUACUCCAUUGGAUUCUGAGUUCCUAAAUUUCCAGAAUAUUACUCCGAAAGCAAAACCGCAGUAGACUAAAUAGUGUAGUAUAUGCAGAUCGCAAGCCAAAUAUACAUGUCCUAGAUGUUUGGAAAGGUAUUGUAGUUUGGAUUGUCACCAAACUCAUAAGGAAAUACAAUGUUUGCGAAUGGAUUAUUGAUUUAAUAAUUAUUAUUAUACAGG